CGUGUGUGCUGGACUUUAUAUUUUUUUAAUUAUUUUUUUUAAAAGUGUGUAAUAUGUUGCGUCAGUGCAUUACGUUGGCAGUACUGGGGUGCGCGGUGGCGGCGCCACAGCAUCAAUACCAAACUCAACAGCAACAGGAUGAAGGUAUCCCGCCUCACCUACUGAGAGAGUACAUCGGCGCACAGCAGCCGGCGCCAGCGCAAACUCAGAUCAUCCCGCGACCCGCUCACCUCGGUGGUGCGCAAGUUCCUGCCAGACUUCCAUACCAAGUACAAGCUGAGAACCAAUACCAACCCCGGCCACAAUACCAACCGCAGCCGCAACCGCAGCCGCAGCCGCAGCAGUACCGCCAGCAGUACGCGCAAGAAGGACCCCAACGUACCCCUGAGGACUAUGACCCUCAUCCUUCUUACCAAUUCGGCUUUGACGUGAACGACGACCAAUACACUAACUACCAGAACCGCAAGGAGCAGAGAGACGGUGACGUCAUCAAGGGUUCCUACUCUGUGGUCGAUAGUGAUGGCUUCGUACGGACUGUUACCUACACUGCUGACCCUAAGGAGGGCUUCAAGGCUGAGGUCUCAAGAAAGCCGACCGACAUCGUAGUUAAGAUCCCGACACCCAGGCCUCAGGGUCUAGAGCAGCUCAGUCACCAGCAGCCGCAAAUCCAACACCAACCGCAACCUCAGCACCAACAUCAACCUCAGCAACACCAGCCUCAACACCAGGUCGCUCCUCAAUACUACCCCCGUUACGAACAAUAGAGGAUUGAAAAAUGUAUAAUAAUAAUGUCUGAACUUUGAGAUCGGCUUGUAAGUAAAAUUUAAACGGUUUUAAUCAAAGAUUAGCAAAACCCAGAGGGGUAGGACCACAGAUUUGGUAGAAUUAGUUUAUUUAAAUAAACAAGACAAGUUAUCAAUUAUUUCAUUAUUAACGUUUUCUUUCUUAGAUAGAUAUGGUUUUAAGAGAUUUUUCAAGCAGAAUCAAAAGAUGUUUAAUUAAUAAAAAUAUAAAACUACAUUAAAAUAAAUUAAAAAAAAAGAAUUAUCAAAAUCAGUCCAUUAGCGGCGGGGUUAUGCCGUAACACACAUUAAAAAAAAAUUAAAAAGACAUAUAGACGAAUUGAGUAUCUCGUUCUUUUGGAAAUACGAUCAAAAAGUUAACAAUAAAUAUUUUCAUAUCAAUUUUUUAAUCGUCAGUUACAAUUUCUUUUGUGCCAUGAUUAGACGAAAUAUAAGUACUUAAAUUGUAUAGCGAACUAUUUUUUUUUUAAUACACUAUGUCAAAAGUCACAUCACUACAAAUAACUCGAUAAAAGUAAAUAUCACUGUAUUUAUGUAUUACUUCUGUUGUUUUAUAAUUCAAAAAACGAAUCUCCUAUUACUUUUAAGUGUAUUACGAAACGUGAUCAGAGACAUUAUUAUUAUUACAUAGCAUAUAAGUAGAUUAUAAUAAAAUUCCUAGAAUAUACUAGAACAUAAACAAUUGAGUCAUGCAAAAGAACAUAAAUAAAUUUUAUUUUGUAAGUUUACGACCUAUUAAUAUUUAGUCAAACUGUAAAUAUGAAUUUUGUAUUAAAAUUUGUAUUG
Messenger RNA from Papilio polytes (common Mormon), 1589 nucleotides. It is a transcript of the gene Cpr66D, whose product is annotated as pupal cuticle protein Edg-84A. The coding region runs from base 54 to 764 and encodes 236 amino acids. NCBI's taxonomy places the organism in Eukaryota, Metazoa, Arthropoda, Insecta, Lepidoptera, Papilionidae. Gene Ontology annotation, cellular component: extracellular matrix. The transcript is spliced from 5 exons. The record is from RefSeq and is a predicted model, not a curated record.